Bemisia tabaci is the source of this 2093-nucleotide messenger RNA. Lineage: Eukaryota; Metazoa; Arthropoda; Insecta; Hemiptera; Aleyrodidae. The record is from RefSeq and is a predicted model, not a curated record.
CGAAAAUCAAGCCUCUCGGUAUUACUUAAAAGGCGAGUGAUUUUCAAUAAAUUUUCCUUUUGUCCUGUGGUUUUGAAGCAGUUUGUUAUAAAUGAGAUGAAAAGACUCAAACCGGACGUCCGCAGUUUGAAAUAUAAAUUAUUUCAAAUAAAUGUAUGAGCAACGCGAAAUAUGAAAAUAAUGUCCCGUGAGACUCACACAGUCGCGGUCCUCCAGUGGGCUUGUAGCCGAAAGUGAUUUUUCGAGCUGAAGCGGAGCCGGAAAUAAUAGUUUUGUUGAAUUUUGUGACAAUGGCGGAAAGUGAUCGGCUCGGGAACACGGGUCGUCCGAUUGUGACCAUCACCUCAAGUGCUGUGCCAGGGACUGGGGUUGCAAGCUGUAGAAGUGGUGGGAAAACGACGCAGCUCGAUAAUGCUGAAAUCAAUCAAGCCGUCACCAAAGUUCUCGAUGGAUACGAUUGGACACUUGUUCCUGUCGUCACCAGGAAUCCAGGCUCGGAGAAGAAGAAGCUUCACGUGAAACGGCCGAUGAAUGCAUUUAUGGUUUGGGCGCAAGCAGCGAGGAGGAAACUUGCUGAUCAAUAUCCACAGCUGCACAAUGCAGAACUCAGCAAGACUCUCGGAAAAUUAUGGAGGUUACUUAAAGAUGAGGACAAGCGACCUUUCAUGGAGGAAGCAGAGCGGUUACGACUGAUUCACAAACGAGACUAUCCUGAUUACAAGUACCAGCCGAGGAGGCGCAAAGCUUGCAGUAGUAGCAAAUCAAUGAGCAAUGUUCACGGACAGAAGAACAAACAGUAUCCGGACUCCGGUAACGAGGAAGAACUGAAAUUAGAAGACAGCUGUAGUCUAAGCGCCGACGAUACCUCUUCACCUCAAAGUCAGCGGAUUGAAUCUCCUCACGGACCUCCAACACCUCCGGCCACACCCAAUCGGGGGGCAACUGCCAAAAUUCCACGAAUUCAAACGUCACAUUACCCCAACCCAGCAGAGCCCUCGACAAACGAGAACCACAGUAUCGAUUUGAGCCCUCUGGAGGAAGCAGCAGUGUCGAUGGAGAGUCCUCUGGUUGAUAACUCGGAGCUAGACCAAUAUUUGCACUACUGUCCACCGGGGCAUUGGAUGUCAGAACACAAUGAAAACGAACAUUCUCAUUAUAGCCAAAACGAAUUAAUUAGGUACCACGAUUUGCAGCCGAGCAAGGAGGUGGUGACUCGGACGAACACGUUCUAUCAUCAACCGACCUCAUCUUACCAGCCGCAAAACUACCAGUACCAUCCGUACCUUUCUUCUUAUCAGUAUUUUACCUCGCAAAGGAAUCCUGAUAAUAACUGGCCAAAUUUUUGAUUGAAAAUCACACUUGAGAGGGAAAUAGGCAACUGCAUUCGCAAUCAUGCUCAAACGUAGAUAAAUGAAAACCUUUGUGUGAGCGCAGGUACUUACAAUCUGUGCCGAUCUGAAAAUUACCGUUUAUCAUAAAAUCGACGACUCAAGUGCAAAACCUCGUAUAUCUCCGUUUGUGACAUCACAGAUUUUAUGUCAUACUUUAUACUAUUAAAUGAAGGGUACUUUAGGUAAAGUCUUAAAGACUUCCCUUAUUUUUCUUCUCCGUGCUAAGAAUAUUUUGUGGAAACCUCAUAAGGAACGAUGUUUAUUUGUUCACCUUUGAAAAGGCACCUAACUUACAAAAUGCAAACGAGAUACCUGGUUGUGUUGUGCGUAAGUUUCACCAACUGUUCAUAGCUUUCAUUGCUAAAUUAAACAAUGAGCAAUGUCAUACAUGAUAAUUUCAAAAAGUCGGUUUUUGUUCAUAUCCUUCCUAAUCUUAUCUGUUCGGCAUCAUUAUUUGAGAAAGCACCUGAUAAAAAAGUCUUUUUCGGGAUCCAGAUGAUAAAAUUACGUUCAUUGGGUACCUGUUUCAGCUUGAAGUCGUGAUAUCGAUUUUUAUGUACAUAUUUGAGUACCUGAAUACAUCGUUGAGCUUAAUUGAAAUACCCAAAGUUUCAUCUGUUGUUACGGAUUUUAACCUUUCCUUGUCAACUUUUUUGUAAAUUCUUGCUGUUAUUGAAAAUAUAGUGCCUUUUCAUUUACCUU